This is a messenger RNA of Ruditapes philippinarum (Manila clam), 381 nucleotides long. RefSeq names its product ficolin-1-like. The coding region runs from base 1 to 381 and encodes 126 amino acids. Lineage: Eukaryota; Metazoa; Mollusca; Bivalvia; Venerida; Veneridae. The transcript is spliced from 2 exons. The record is from RefSeq and is a predicted model, not a curated record.
AUGACGGAAAUGGCCGAAGAGUUACGGGUGAUGGUGUACUAUAGAACUAUUAACAACAUGUACACUGUCGGAUUUAAAUUUCAUCAGAAGUUGCAAUUUUGUGCUAUAAAACAAAAUAAUGGAGUAAAAGUCAAAUGGUCUGAAAAACCGCUGUCUGUGUACUGUGACAUGGAUACUGACGAUGGAGGAUGGACAGUCUUCCAACGACGUCAAGAUGGAAGUGUGGACUUCUUUCGAGACUGGGAAGAAUAUAAGACUGGAUUUGGUGAUUUGAAUGGCGAGUUUUGGCUUGGGAACAAAUACUUAAAUCUACUGACUAAUGAUGAUAAACAACACGAGCUAAGAAUUGAUAUGGAGGACUUCAAUGGAAAUCAAGCCUAG